AAAACGGGUUUUUCAAAUUACAUCUAGGGUUUUACAUAUCAUAUAUAAACCCAGCGAAUUCUCAUUUAACCGUCUCACUUUAAGGAUCCCUCUGCCGCCGCAGUGCGAAAAUCACCGGAACCCUAAGUAUCUUCCGUCGCCGGCAACCAUGGGUAUUUCUCGGGAUUCGAUGCACAAGAGACGUGCUACUGGAGGUAAGAAGAAGGCAUGGAGGAAGAAGAGAAAGUAUGAGAUGGGAAGGCAGUCUGCAAAUACAAAGCUGGUGCAUAAUGCUAAGACUGUUAGGAGGAUAAGGGUCCGAGGAGGAAAUGUGAAGUGGCGUGCGUUGAGGUUGGACACUGGAAACUACUCCUGGGGCAGUGAAGCUGUUACUAGGAAGACCCGUUUAUUGGAUGUGGUGUACAACGCCUCAAACAAUGAGUUGGUUAGGACACAAACUCUUGUGAAGAGCGCUAUUGUUCAGGUUGAUGCGGCUCCAUUUAAGCAGUGGUACCUCCAGCACUAUGGUGUUGAAGUUGGUCGCAAGAAGAAGAGUGCUGCCAAGAAGGAAGGAGAGGAGGCUCCUGAGGCUGCUGCAGAGGAGAAGAAAAGUAACCAUGUCCAAAGAAAGCUGGAAAAGCGUCAACAGGAUCGUAAGAUUGACCCACAUGUUGAAGAGCAAUUUGCUAGUGGUCGUCUAUUGGCUGCAAUCUCGUCACGACCUGGCCAAUGCGGCCGUGCUGAUGGUUACAUCUUGGAGGGUAAGGAGUUGGAGUUUUACAUGAAGAAGCUACAGAAAAAGAAAGGAAAGGGUGCAAGUGGUGCUACUGCUUAAGAUCAUAAGUUUUAUAUCAGUUUGCUUCUGUUAUUACUCCUCUUGAUAGAAUGAGAAUUAUGAACAUCUUUAUCUAUUAGAUCUGGCAAACUUUUUUGUAAUGUGAUGUCACGUGAUUUUGAGGACAUGUUCAUCUUUGCAUCACUUAUGUUUUCUAUUUGGCUAUAUCAUUCAGACAAGUCUUGUGGUCAUUCAA
Molecule: messenger RNA, 1010 nt
Organism: Capsicum annuum
Lineage: Eukaryota; Viridiplantae; Streptophyta; Magnoliopsida; Solanales; Solanaceae
Product: 40S ribosomal protein S8
Exons: 5
Coding region: 149-814 (221 amino acids)
Biological process (GO): maturation of SSU-rRNA from tricistronic rRNA transcript (SSU-rRNA, 5.8S rRNA, LSU-rRNA); translation
Cellular component (GO): cytosolic small ribosomal subunit; ribosome
Molecular function (GO): structural constituent of ribosome
Source: RefSeq, a predicted model, not a curated record